This is a messenger RNA of Ochotona princeps (American pika), 186 nucleotides long. Its product is annotated as keratin-associated protein 8-1. Bases 1 to 186 code for a protein of 61 amino acids. The record is from RefSeq and is a predicted model, not a curated record. The transcript has a single exon. Lineage: Eukaryota; Metazoa; Chordata; Mammalia; Lagomorpha; Ochotonidae.
AUGCACUUCAACAACUUCGACGAGGCUGCCUUCCCAGGCUGCUACUGGGGUAGCUUUGGCUAUCCCCUCGGUUACAGCGUUGGCUGUGGCUUUGGCAGCACCUACUCCCCAGUGGGCUACGGCUUGGGCUAUGGCUACCAUGGCUGUGGGUCCUACAGAAGAUACUGGCCAUACAAUCUCUACUAA